AUGUCCGAGAUCACUAUCACAGAGGGCGAGUUCCGCCUCCCCGACGGCGUCGCCGUCUACCAGAAGACAUGGUCGCCCCCCAUCCCCAAGGCCAAACUAGUCCACUUCCACGGCUUCAGCGACCACAUCAACAACAGCAACGAGCUCUUCACCAACCUCGCGCAGCAAGGCAUCCACGUGUCGGGAAUCGACCAACGCGGCUGGGGACGGUCCGCGCCCACCAAGGCGUCCCGGGGAAACACGGGCCCGACGCCCUUCAUCCUCGCCGACCUGGCCUCUUUCAUCAAGUCCCAGCAAAGCGAGAUCUACCCGGACCUCCCCCUCUUCAUCAGCGGUCACUCCAUGGGCGGCGGCCUGGUCGCCACCCUCGCCUCAACCCCCGAGUACCAGCCCCUGGUCUCCUCCUUCCGGGGCAUCAUUCUCCUUGCGCCUCUCAUCGGACUCACCCCCAUGCAAACCCCCAGCUCGGUGACCGUCUUCCUCGGCCGACUAGCGGGAAAGCUCCUCCCGCACCACCAACUAACCCAGCGCAUGAAGAUCGAGUCUAUUGCGCGUGAUCCGGACGUGCAGACGAUGCUGAGAUCCGACCCGCUGAACCAUGGAACGGGGACGUUGGAGAUGUUUGCCGCGAUGUUGGAUCGCACGGCGGAUUUGUCGAGCGGCAAGUUGGUUCUCCAGGAUGGGGUCAGGUCGGUUUAUUUGGCCCAUGGGAAUGCGGACGGGUGUACGAGUUUUGAGGCGAGUAGGAAGUGGUUUGACAGUCAGACGGGGGGGAUGUUGCAGGGGGAUAAGUGCUUUAAGGAGUAUGAUGGCUGGUGUCAUGUUUUGCAUCUAGAUUCGAAGGAUAAUAGGAAGACGUAUGCGGAUGAUUUGGCGGGGUGGAUUUUGGGGAGGGAGUAG
Molecule: messenger RNA, 900 nt
Organism: Aspergillus heteromorphus CBS 117.55
Lineage: Eukaryota; Fungi; Ascomycota; Eurotiomycetes; Eurotiales; Aspergillaceae
Product: acylglycerol lipase
Exons: 2
Coding region: 1-900 (299 amino acids)
Cellular component (GO): membrane
Molecular function (GO): lipase activity
Source: RefSeq, a predicted model, not a curated record